AUGGUAUGCAACAAGAACAAGGAGGAACCAGUAGAACAUAGAUGGAAGUGGGGGAUCGAGGAGAUUGCAGUAGUGGACCAGUACACAUACCUUGGAGUAGAGAUCGCAAAAGACUGCUCGUGGAAUGCACACAUGUCCAAGNAUGUACCGACCCCCCCGGUAGUGAAAGAACUCGAGGCGGCGCAGAUGAAAGCAGCGAAAAUCAUCCUAGGAUGCUCCACGCGCACAAGUAAUGCAGCCGUGAGGGCAGAAUUGGGGAUCCAAUCCCUACGGUCGGGAAGAGACGCGAGGAAGCUGGCACGGCACUAUCGCAUGUGCGGGACGGGAGAGGAGAGGUUGCCGAGUAUUGUAUGGGAGGCGAAGUGGGCAAACAAAAAGAGGGGUAGACAACCCACGGAAUGGGUCAAGGUUGUAGAGGACGUAUGGAAGGGGCUCGACAUCGACGAAGAUGAAACGCUGGAAACGGAGGGUCUACAGGGGUUCAAGGAGAAGAUAUCUGUUGCUUGUGCCGAGAGAGAAGAACAGAAUCUGAGGAAAGAAUGCAAGGAUAAGGAGGGUCUAGAAGUGUACGGAAUGUUGAAGGAAGGAAUAGGGUUCAAGGACUACCUACAUGGACCAAUGGAUGCAGGAACAAAGCUUAAGGUCAAAUUCAGGACCGGGGACAUAGGCCUUCGAGAACGUCGACGAAGACAUAGCACGGUAGACGACGAAGACGACGAGUUCAAAUGUGAUUCCGGCUUCGAAUGCGAAGAC
Molecule: messenger RNA, 753 nt
Organism: Ectocarpus sp. CCAP 1310/34
Lineage: Eukaryota; Phaeophyceae; Ectocarpales; Ectocarpaceae
Source: the annotation of a GenBank genome assembly